Molecule: messenger RNA, 745 nt
Organism: Micromonas commoda
Lineage: Eukaryota; Viridiplantae; Chlorophyta; Mamiellophyceae; Mamiellales; Mamiellaceae
Exons: 2
Coding region: 36-683 (215 amino acids)
Source: RefSeq, a predicted model, not a curated record
AGCGCGUGAACGCCCGCACGCACACGCUCGCAACGAUGGCCCUCUGCAUGUCCACCUCGGCGUCCGUCGCCAAGGUUGCCCGCCCCGCGGUUCGCGCCUCCGCUGAGGAGAAGCCCGCGUCGGUGCCCAGGCGCGUCACCAACGCACUCGCCGCCGCGGCUCUCAGCGCCUCCAUCGCGCUCGCCGGUCCCGUCUCCAGCGCCAACGCGGAGAUCCGCCUGCCCCCGCUCGACCCCGAUCCCGAGCGGUGCGAACGCGCGUUCGUGGGGAACACCAUCGGGCAGGCCAACGCGGUGAGCGACCGCAUCCUGGACCUCCGCCAGUGCAACUACGUGGACAAGGACCUGUCGACCAAGACUCUCUCCGGCGCGCUCAUGGUGGACGCGACCUUCAAGGGCGCGAACAUGACCGAGGUGGUCAUGUCCAAGGCGUACGCGGUGAAUGCCGACUUUACCGGCGCAAACUUCACAAACGCCGUGGUGGACAGGGUGACGUUCGACGGCGCUAACCUCUCGAACGCCAACUUUUUCAACGCGGUCAUCACCGGCGCCACCUUCGAGGGCACCAACCUCGCGGGGGCGCAGUUCGAUGAGGCGCUCAUCGGCAAGGAGGACGUCAAGAAGCUCUGCGAGAACCCGACGCUCGUGGAGGAGACCAGGUUCCAGGUUGGGUGCAGGAACUGAUGAAGAAAAUCAGGGGUGUCCGCGGGGAGGGUUUAGAGUUGUCAUAACACGCACGUGAAGAA